Messenger RNA from Cyprinus carpio (common carp), 1148 nucleotides. Its product is annotated as myelin basic protein-like. The record is from RefSeq and is a predicted model, not a curated record. NCBI's taxonomy places the organism in Eukaryota, Metazoa, Chordata, Actinopteri, Cypriniformes, Cyprinidae. Gene Ontology annotation, molecular function: structural constituent of myelin sheath.
GGCGGAUCUGGCUCAGAGUGCGGUUCCGAGUGUGCAGAGCAGGACCUAAAUUAGAUUUCCUCUUUGCCUACUCUUUCCUCAUUCCUAUUUUGGAAAAAAAACACCGCUGCAAAUAUUAAAGCAAACACUCAGCAUGGCAUCUGCAAGCUCUUCACAGUCAACAUUCAGGCUGGGCCGCAGUAAGAAGAACCCAACUGUUAUGGAUCAGAUUGGAAAGUUCUUUGGAGGGGAUAAAAAGAAGAAGGGAAAGGGGUCUUUUCGUGGUGGUUUGUCUGCAUCACCUCAAAGAUCGAGCGCAUCUCCUCGUCGCCGUCCAGAUGAGAAUGCUGUUGUGCACUUUUUCAGAAACAUUGUUUCUCCCUCUACCCCCAAAUCUAGGAGAGAGCAGAAAUCACAGAGCUCCACCAAAGGCCAGAAGGGACGUGGAGACACCUUAACCCGGAUCUUCAAAUCGGGAGGAAGCAAGCCUGCUUCAUCUACCAAGCGUUGAAACCUCAUUUCCGUUUCCCAUUUAAAGAUAAAGAGGAUGGAAAACGAAUGCAAAAAUUUUUUUUUCUAAUACAGUAACAUUGACUUGAAAAGGCUUUUGCAUUAAUAUGUUACAACACAAUCUGUCUUCUGAAUUAUUCCUGUUUAGUCUUGUCAAACGUAUUGACAUACUUGUGUAUGUUUGAUCUUUGAAAUAAUUUUGUCUCGUCUCUGUAGCGUCAGUACUCACCUCUACACAGCUUAAGUGUAACCAGUACCUCUCUUAGCAUGUGUAUUAGACCUCAUAUGUGUUUUCUGCACCUUUUAUAUGUUUAUGAACUGUCUUCUCCGUACAGUGUGAUGGGAUUUGCCAGAAGGUGGUCUGCAUCCUAUAAUGCAUAAUUUGUGUUCUGACGUCCACAAUGUAUAUUAUACUUCCAAACACAAACUGUUCUUUAAAUGUUUGUUUGGAUCCAGAGAUUUCUAAUGAAUUUGGUAACCAUAGAUUGAGUUAGUUUGAGUAUGACUGAUUCUGUGUCCUUUGAUCAUAUUUUGAGCCUUCAUUUUCUAUUCAUACAAAAACAAAUGGAAAAAGGGGUCUUAUUUAAACUAAAUAAUAUUUGAUGUCUUCUGUGUUUGUUACACCUAAUUAACGGCAACAAUUAAAAGUUUGAAACUUU